Messenger RNA from Drosophila ficusphila, 2120 nucleotides. RefSeq names its product probable G-protein coupled receptor Mth-like 9. NCBI's taxonomy places the organism in Eukaryota, Metazoa, Arthropoda, Insecta, Diptera, Drosophilidae. The coding region runs from base 386 to 1930 and encodes 514 amino acids. The record is from RefSeq and is a predicted model, not a curated record. Gene Ontology annotation, molecular function: G protein-coupled receptor activity. The transcript has 7 exons.
UUAGUCUGUUUUUUAUUCUUGCCCAGCAUGGAGCUGCGUUGCGGUUGCCGGUUUGUCGCUUAAAGAGAGGAAAGAUUAACUGGGAGAGUCUCUCCAUCGGUCUUUUAUGUUUAUGGUUGUUCUUUUUGGUGUUGCCAUUGCCGCUGCCGUUGUCGUUGUCGUUGUCGCAAUCACAGCCGUUUUUAGACCCGCGCCAGCGUCGCUGUCAAUUUUGGGCUUCGAUUGUUGUUGGAUUGGCUUUGUGACUCGACGAGUGUGCGUGCAUGGCCCAAAGCGACGGCGAUCGCAUCGCUUCACAUAUUUGUUUACUUAAUUAUCGAGCUGCUCAGCCUGUGACGUCAGGUAAAGCAACACAUAACCCGAACUGAGCGCGGUUAACUUGGCCAUGGUUUCUCUGUGGAUCAUCCCACUGGCCCUUUGCGGGUUCUUUGCGGGCGCCCAAUCCCUGGAGAUCGCCAGUGUGGAGCACCCGUGCGCCUACGCGGACACGGUCAACAUCACGGACGGGCUCCGGAUGAAGGACGGCUCGUACUCGUUUGCCGGAGUGGUGGUUCCCCCGCACCUGAUGGCGGAGUACUCCUUCAAGGUGAUCGACGGCGUCGAGUACCGGGCGAAGAAGCACCUCCGCGGCUGUGUCUGCCUGCUGAAGCCCUGCAUCAGCUUCUGCUGUCCGACCGAUCUCGUAUUCGACGCCAAGAACUGGAACUGUUCGAUGCCCCACCAGGUGCGGCAGUCCACCCACGUGGAGCUGACCUACGGCAAUCGGUCGGUGGAGCAGGUGCGGAUCGUCGAUCGGUUCGUGGUGCGCACCGAGCUCGGGUGCCGGAACAAGUUCGUCGACAAGAAGCACGAGAACUUCUGGCAGUGGGACCUCUUCGAGAACGGAUCGCUCCAGAGGGACAAUCGCCUGUGGACCACGGACGAGUACUGUUUCAGCCCCCUGGAGCACAAGGCGGAGCAGUGGGAGCUCACUCCACUCAGCUGCGAACGCUUCCAAACUGGCUACCGGGUGUGGAUCUACGCCAUUUGCAGUAUUAUAGCCAUCAUCAUCAACAUCUUCAUACUUUCCCUCCUUGGUUCUGUGAGAGAUGCCAGGAAAAGCCACUACGGCCAGCUGAUCAUAUACUACCUGCUCUCCCUGAUCGUGGGCUACUCCCUGUUGGUGUAUUUGGCUUUGAAGAAUCCCUUAAAGUUAUCGCACACAGCUUGCAGGAACAUAGGGUUUCUGGCCUACUUCUGCAUAAUGCUCUCCUUUGUCUUUCUGGCCAUCUGCAGUUUUGACUUCCUGCUCAAGUUCAGGCGAAAGGCUGUUAGGAACUGGGUGCGACGGUUGUCCUACGCUUUGGCAGUCCUCGCGGUUAUUGGUCUCCGAUUUCUGGUGUCCUUUGCCCAGGACUCCAAGUUGCCCAAGCACUACAAGCCGGGAAUGGGCGAGGACUAUUGCUGGUUCGACGUUCGCACUUGGGGCAUUUUGAUCUACUACUACGGACCCAUCACACUACUGCUGCUUUUCAGCAUUGUUUGCUGCCUGAAGGCCUACUUUUCCAUCUACGAGCUGCCACCGGAUACUCAGUACAUAUUGGGUACCCAGCUAAGGAUCGUUAAGACCCAUUUCUACGCCUUCAGUGCCUACAUAGUGGGCGUGUUUGCUGUCUGGAUUCGCGAGAUUGUGGUUUAUAUUAUGGCCAGGGUGAGAGAGCACUUCUUCAUCAUCGACUUCUGGAGUGGAAUUUGCAUCCUGGGUUUGGCCAUAGCUGGUUUUAUUCUGCUGCUCGGAAAGAACCUGCACGUGAAAACCUGGUGGGCCAUCAAUGUGGAAUCAAGUCAAACGGAUCUUAGUGUCAUUAAUGCCCGCGUCUACAAGUUCGACGAGAAAGGCGAUCUGAAAUCAUCAGACUCUCCCUACAAGCCCACAGUGACGUCACUCUAAUGGUAACUCACAAGAUCACUCAUCUGUGAACUCUGGUAUUGACUAAGCUUAUGACUCAUUAAGUCUGUCGCUCACAUAUAAAUGUAUAUACAAUAAGUGCUUCAGUGGGAUAGACCUGUGAAAAUGGUUGACAAACACAACUGAUGUACACUAAUAUUAUAAGAAAACUAUAAACAGCCUCGAUUUCUUA